AUACCAAAACAUAACCUCAAAAAUUGUAAACAAACUCAACUGUUGGAAAUUACAUGUAUUUCUUUCUUAAUUUGAGGCUUUAUUCCUGUCCUAAUCGAUUCCCCAUGCCCUAUGCUGUGAAGUUCACUUCUUAUGCUCCCCUACGUCCAACAGAGAUUUAUUAAAACACUCUUUCAUAAGUAAUAACUUAAUAAUUAUGACUUUCCUAUUGUUCAUAGUCUCGACUUUAAUAAGUUUCUUAGUGGCAAAAUCGACGUUUAUCAGCAAUUGGCUGACUAAAUGGAAUUCGAAAUUUUCCGCUGCAGAAAAAGAACUCCACAAGCAAAAACGAGCCCUUAAGCAGGAACAGCAGCAGUACAGCAUGAUAGACGACUUCGCAAAAUACUCAAAACUUCAAAGGAAAAUAAACGCGAUAGAUGAGCAGCUUGAAAAGUGCGUGAACACCAAAAACCCCUUUUGGACGGUGGUGCUUUUCAAUUAUGGUCCCAAGGUGGUGUUGUCGAUGGUGCUGCUCAUAUUAACAGUGUACUACCGUAGGACUCCUUUAUUUAAGUUGCCAGAUUUUGUUGAUUUAAGCCCAUUUAAUAAUGUGAUUUCUUAUCCAAACGAGAGAAAUUUUGUAUCCUUUCAUUUUUGGGUUAUGAGUUGUAAUGUUGCUGCUCGAACUAUUAAAAUUUGGUAAAUGAA
Molecule: messenger RNA, 687 nt
Organism: Anthonomus grandis grandis
Lineage: Eukaryota; Metazoa; Arthropoda; Insecta; Coleoptera; Curculionidae
Product: guided entry of tail-anchored proteins factor 1-like
Exons: 2
Coding region: 197-682 (161 amino acids)
Biological process (GO): tail-anchored membrane protein insertion into ER membrane
Source: RefSeq, a predicted model, not a curated record